This is a messenger RNA of Oppiella nova, 564 nucleotides long. Lineage: Eukaryota; Metazoa; Arthropoda; Arachnida; Sarcoptiformes; Oppiidae. The record is from the annotation of a GenBank genome assembly.
GUUCUUGAUAUACAUUCUCAAUACCUUGUUGAGUGCCUGAACCUCCACGAGUUCCUGGUCCAUUAUCUCUACCUCUUGUCUAGUAGCUUUCAGAUCAGCCAAGGUAUCAUCCAGUUCAUGGGUCACAUUGGUUUGGGUCUUAAAACAAUUGGUUACGGACACGCUUGCAAAUGGCAAGGUUGCGACCACAUACACCCUCCCAUAUCGGAGGCCGAAGGUACCAAGAUCAUGAUGGAGGAUCUGGUUCAAUUUGAGAAAUGUGUUGAACAAUCAGCCCCUGGACUCAAUGAUAACCAAUACGCUGCCUGCGUGGACUUUGCGUUUAAUAUGGGAUGCGGUGCGUUUGGAGGGUCAGACAUUUUGGCAAACAUCAAGGCCAACAAUUUACAAGCGGCUGCCAACUCGUUUUUGAAAUACAACGUGGCCGGGGGUCAGGUCAUAGAGGGGCUCACUGUUCGCAGGCAAAAGGACAAGGACCUAUUCCUGAGAUAAAUCAUUAUAAUAGUAUACACUGUAAUAUUAUGUAUCUGAUUUAUAUUUGACCAAAUUCUAAACAAAUUGCUU